Molecule: messenger RNA, 1488 nt
Organism: Penicillium angulare
Lineage: Eukaryota; Fungi; Ascomycota; Eurotiomycetes; Eurotiales; Aspergillaceae
Product: hydroxyacid-oxoacid transhydrogenase
Exons: 3
Coding region: 1-1488 (495 amino acids)
Cellular component (GO): mitochondrion
Molecular function (GO): alcohol dehydrogenase (NAD+) activity; metal ion binding
Source: RefSeq, a predicted model, not a curated record
AUGGUCGCGCCAGCAAUUCGAGUGGCCCCGUCCGCGGCCAACCGCGCGCUGAAUCUACUGCGCACGGUGCAGUACACCCAUCCGCCCAACUGCCCUUGUCACUCCAAUCCCAAUCAUCACCACCAUCAUAAGACCCCGUCAAUGAUGAACAAUGUCCGCCGCCACCUUGCGACGCCUCCAGACCCCGCUCGUGAAAAAGAGUAUGCCUUUGAAAUGGCAGCGUCAAGUAUCCGGUUCGGACCUGGUUCGACCAAGGAGGUCGGCAUGGAUUUCGCGAACAUGGGAGCUAAGAGGGUGUGUAUUGUGACAGACUCCAAUGUUAGCAAGCUUGAUGCAAUGAAGCAAGCUGUAGAGGGUCUCACUCGGGAGGGCAUUCAAUUCACUAUUUUCGAUAAGGUUCGGACUGAACCUAAGGACAGCUCUAUCCGAGAGGCCAUUGCAUUUGCUAAACCAUACAACCCUGAUGCUUUUCUCGCCGUCGGCGGUGGAUCCGUAAUCGACACAGCCAAACUCAUGAACCUUUAUACUGCCUAUCCAGAAGCUGACUUCCUGGACUUUGUCAAUGCCCCCCUGGGCAAGGGUCUCCCAGUUGACAAACCACUACGUCCCCUCGUCGCAGUACCAACAACCGCAGGCACUGGCUCCGAAACAACCGGCACAGCUAUCUUCGAUCUAGUGGAAAAGAAAGCGAAAACAGGAAUUGCUCACCGCAACUUAAAGCCCACACUGGGAAUUUGCGACCCGCUCAAUACUCGGACCAUGCCCUCGGCCGUCCACGCCGCGUCAGGCUUAGACGUACUCUGCCACUCCCUCGAGUCAUGGACCGCUAUUCCAUACAACGAGCGCACACCCCGUCCAACAAAUCCCAUUAACCGCCCGGCUUAUCAAGGUGCGAAUCCCAUCUCGGAUAUUUUCUCCCUGCAGGCUCUACGAAGCACUGUCAAAUACCUGCCCCGGGCAGUAAGAGACCCCGAUGACCAUGAGGCACAGUCGAACAUGCUUCUCGCGGCAACCCUCGCGGGUGUUGGAUUCGGAAAUGCUGGUGUCCAUCUUUGUCACGGCAUGAGUUAUCCAAUCUCAAGUCAGAAUCCGGGAUACAAACACAAUGGUUAUGAGGUUGACCACCCUAUUAUUCCGCAUGGUGUCUCCGUCGCGGUCACAGCCCCUGCUGUCUUCCGCUUCACGGCCGCGUCAAAUCCCGAUCGCCAUCUGGCUGCUGCUGAAGCAUUCGGUGUCGAUAUCUCGAAUGUGAAGCGUGAAAGCGCGGGUGAGGUUCUUGGAGCGGCAAUUGCUGAAUUCUUAGUCAAGCUGGGCGAUCAGCCUCGGGGUCUGAAGGAUCUGGGAUUCAAGGCUUCUGACAUCGAAGGUUUGGUUGAGGGUACUAUCCCGCAGAAGCGUGUUCUUAUGCUCGCGCCAAAUUUGAGCGAGGAGCUCCAGGCAGAGAAGGGCGAGCUUCGGCGCUUACUGGAGGAGUCUUUGGACUACUAG